AUGUCUUCAAAAAUAACUUUAUCAUUGCCAACAAGUAAAUCCACAUCACUAUCACCAUCAUCAUCACCAUCGUUAACAACAACAACCCAUCAAGAAGGCUCAUCUUUCAAGAAUAAUAAUUUAUCAUUAUUGGGAAGGAUACGACAAUUGCGAAAAUCGGAACAGAAAAGAAAGACUGUUGGAGAAGCGAAUACUACCAUCACGAUCAUCAUCUCCUCUUCCUCCACCACUCGAACCACCACUAUGGAAAGAUCUUUCUCAACAACAAGCCUUCAUUCAUCUUCCUAUCAUCCUCAAGCCUUAUCAUCAUCUUUCAACAAUUCUAUGAAAGAAGAGAAGGAUCAACAUGUCGUUUAUCAAGGAAUUAAAAAAUCAAAGAGAAAAGCAUUCACUCCGAAAAGAGAUGCUGUCAAGAUGCUGUCAUCCUUCUCGUCACAUCAGCACAAACGUCCCUUAUUGAAUUCAAAACCAAUGAUGGAAAAAUUGACACAAUUUGAAAUGCCAAGAUUGGACUAUGUCACAAGAGAGUCCCUAUCUUCCUCAUCGAUUGAACAAGAUCAAACAAAUUCGCUUGCACAAGAGUCACGAGAACAUACAACGCAUGGAUAUGUUUCCACAAAUCCCAUCAUGGAAUCAUCCUUAACAACAACGUCAAAAAUUAGUGAACUUCUUCAACCAACUCUGAAUGAUGAGGAAUUGGAAAAAAUGUUAGAAGAAGCAAAUCGAAUUGAAGAUCCUUCUACUCGUCAUUCACAUCCUGAAAGGAAUGAAAAAGAAAAGAAACAUAACGACCCCUUUGUUGACACUCAACAAUAUUCUGAAUAUGAAGAUUUGGAGAAAGAAAUAAGUGAGACAGCUCACAGUGAGCAUGAAGGUUAUAUUAUUCUAUCUGAUGACGAUGAAGAUCAUGAACAGGAAGAUUUGGAGAAAGAAAUGAACAAAAUAAUUGACAGUGAAGUAUCUGACGAUGAUUUCAUUUGCAUGUCAAAUUUUCCAAAAACACCUGUCACUCAGAAAUUCAAGACAACUAACGUCACCAUUCAUGAAAACAAAAAGUCAGUACUUGUAAAAAGAGAAGGUCACUCUGACAUGACAUUAUGGAUUCCAUUGGAUCUCUCUUUUCAAAAAAUCAAACAGCAUAUUUGUGAAACCCUACGAAAACAACCAAACGAAUAUAUAUUAUCCAUCUUUGACGAUGACCAAUUUGAACAACGACGAUUUAUAACUGUGGAAGAUUUGUGUGAAUGGUUUCAAAUUGACAAGAAGGAUGAUUCACAAAAAUUAGAAUUCACUUUACGUCCAAAAAGAUCACACUGA
Messenger RNA from Naegleria fowleri, 1317 nucleotides. RefSeq lists its product as uncharacterized. The coding region runs from base 1 to 1317 and encodes 438 amino acids. The transcript has a single exon. The record is from RefSeq and is a predicted model, not a curated record. Lineage: Eukaryota; Heterolobosea; Eutetramitea; Acrasida; Naegleriidae.